This is a messenger RNA of Baudoinia panamericana UAMH 10762, 581 nucleotides long. RefSeq lists its product as uncharacterized. The record is from RefSeq and is a predicted model, not a curated record. The transcript has a single exon. NCBI's taxonomy places the organism in Eukaryota, Fungi, Ascomycota, Dothideomycetes, Mycosphaerellales, Teratosphaeriaceae. The coding region runs from base 93 to 473 and encodes 126 amino acids.
CAUCCAGCAAACCGGACUACCGAUCCUCCACCCCUCCCAGCCUAUUCCAACUCACAUACGCCGACCAAGCCACCUGGAAGCAACAAGCAAACAUGCUACUAACACUCUACAUCAGCCACGCAUACACCUGCACCUCCUCCCGGGCGGCCAUCUGGACCGUCCGUGAUGGCGAGGGUGGGUAUCACGAGUCGUGGACCGCGAGUUUUGGGCUAACAGGGAGGCGAUCCGCUCGCACUGCUUAUCGCAUCUUUCACUUGUCUGCUGUUUUGGUGUUGUGCUGCUUUCAUUCCGCUCCUUCCCCUCAUUUCAAUCUUCGUCGAAUCAGGACAGAUACCAUUGCCAUCUACGUGUGCAAUCCUGUUUCCAGGCAUCUAGCGUUGAGCGCAAGCACUAUUAUGCUGGCUAGUGUAAGGGAAAACGUAGUGUCGCGGGUUAUGGCGGACAAUGCAAGCUGCGCCCGCCGCCGAGGAUGAUGCGGGACUUCCCGAGCUUGUGCUUGUGCCCGGCUUCCAGGAUGCUGCGGGUGAAACCCAGAGUGUGGGGAAGGGUCAACUCGAUGAAUUCGUAGCCGCUGCGCGCCU